GGCCGUUUGUGUUGAAGCUAAUCUGACGAGAAUGGAAGUGUUGAGGAGGCGUGUGGUUCCAAACAGGAAGAAACUGGGAAAACACGCAGUAAAUACGCUAUCCUCGGACACAGCCAACUAACAGCCUGGGGCAGAUAGUACAAACUACUUUUUCUCCAUGCCGGAGGCCUGUGGACCGUUCCUGGUGAACUCCUUUCAGAUCUGUCCCGCAGUCGGAGGGGCUGUUUGGGGGGGCUGACGCACCAGCAGAAGCGCAGGAAGGCGGGGGGCUGUCACAGCAGCAGGCUAGGCUAGGCUAGGCUAGGCUAAGUCUGGCUAAGCUAAGCUAAGCGCUGCAGCCCGAAGAAACCUUGAACUUGUGUAAACUUUGUGGAGUACAACACCGGAAGUAGCAUCACCGGAGUGGUUAAACGACAACCACGGACUCCACAGAUGAGAUAAAUAUACACAAACGUCUAUUAUGUUCACAGUUUUUUUUUUUUUCUAAAAAGUGUUAGCCUGGCAGCGGACUUAUCGCCAGUUAGCUGUUGAACACAUCCAGGCUCUGGCAGAGGGACAUGAGCGGGAGGAAAUCGCCUCAGUUUGCCCCAUGCACAUCCGCAGAAUGGAUCUAAUUUGCGUUGUUAACCCGUUAAAAGCUAUUGGACGCUAAUUAACACAGUGGAUGUUAAUUAAUCAUUGAGGUAUCCGCGGAUGAAGAUUGGUUUUUGACAUAUAAGAGGGACUUUUUCUGUUUUGUUAUAUCGGUUUUUUUCGAUAACUUGUGCUUUCCGUUAGUGUGGUUAUCAUGGAGGUAGGGGAGCCUGGCAGCGGCAGCUCAGAGCGGUUACAUAACGCCAGCAGGCCGGGAGAGAAGCUGCUGAAUGUCGCCUCCUCUUCAGCCUCCUCAGCCUGGCUCUGACAGCCGUAAACCCCCCUCCAGCGCACACACACACACUAACAGACUGACAGACGCACAAACAAACACAGACAGACUGACAGCAGGACAGCAGCAUGGAGGUGGUGUAAGGCAUCUGGGAGAUAGAAAACAGCAACGAGAAGGAUCGUUUUGCUGAAGAUGGAGUCCAACCCACUGAUUAACGCGAUGGACCCGUCCAUCACGCUGUGGCAGUUCCUGCUUCAUCUGCUGGAGGACCAGCGGCAGCGUCACCUGAUCUCCUGGACAAGUGAGGACGGCGAGUUCAAGCUGCUGGACGCCGAGGAGGUGGCCCGCCUGUGGGGGCUCCGCAAGAACAAGCACAACAUGAACUACGACAAACUGAGCCGGGCACUGAGAUACUACUACGACAAGAACAUCAUAAAGAAGGUGAGCGGCCAGAAGUUUGUCUAUAAGUUUGUAAGUCAGCCCGACCCCUCCCUCCCUGAUGCGAUACGCACUAUAGAGGAGGGCCAGAGGAGGGAUAUAUGCGACUCAAACAACCAAUCAAAAAGCCUUGGGGGCGUGGCACCAACUUGUCCGACAAAGGGCUUGCCCCAGCGCUCAUCACCCAGCAGCUCCCAGAAGAGCUCCAGAAACGACUACAUGAAGUCUGGCCUCUACUCCACCUUCACCAUCCAAUCCCUGCAGGCCUCACCCAAUCCACGGCCAAUCAAAUCAGAGCUCCUCCUGCAACAAGAGCCUGUCCCCAAGGUUGAUCGCACACCGAGAGAGGGGUGUGUGUUACCGGAGUCUAAAUCCUCUCCGUCCGUGGGGAGCGCUGCGGACUCUGUUCUCCAGGUGAUCGUCACUCAGACGUCUCCCUGUCCGACCCCGGCUCUCAGCCCACAGAUACCAGCCAACUCCAAUGGCCAAUCACAGAAUCCUCCUGCUGCUCCGCUGAGCGACCCUCCCCAGAUUUAUCUCACCAACAUGGGGGACCCAUCCACCCUCAUCACUCUCGGAGGGGGCACGGUGAGCCCCGUCCCCCCUCCUCAUGUCUCAAUGGGCACACAGGGCCCACAGCAGGAGGAUUGCGGGGGCCUUACCAACCCCACCAACUUCCCCUCUCACCACCCGCACGCUGCUCCCCAUCAGUCUCACCCUGCCCCUGUGUUCGUUAUUAUCAACCCACCUCCCAAUCAACAGCAGCAGCAACAGGUGCCGAUGACAACUGCUGCUCCUCCUCCCUCUGUUGCUCCUCCUCCCACCGCCCGUCCUCCACCCAUUGUCAUCAAGGAGGAGAAUCUGCCGUCAGAGCAGGAGCUGCUGGAGAUGGUGACACUGGAUGGGAAACAGGUGGAGGUGGUUCCUGAGCUGAUCUGUGACUCGGGAGAGCCAGAGCCUCCCCCCACCAUUGUGGAAAGCCCGCCCCCGCCCUGCAUUGAUGCCGGGGUUGGAGUUCAGCAGCCAGCAGAGGAGGAGAGGACAGAGGGUGAGGGCCAGGACACACUAACAGAUCCAGUCAUCCCCCCGGUGACGACGUCCUCACCAGUGACCUCUCCAGCAGCUUCAUCCUCGGACGCUGUUCCUCCAAAACAAAAGAAGCCACGAGGCCUGGAGCUGCCCUCCUCUCCCUCCCUGCCCCCCGGCCUCUCCCUCGAUAAGGUGAAUGCAGCAGUUAACAGUUUAUUGGCUCCUGGAUCAGCGACCAACACGCUCACCCCGACUGUCAUCACCUCCCACGCUCUGACUCCGGUCCUGUUGACUCCCAGCCCUCUUCCCUCCACCAUCCACUUCUGGAGCACGCUCAGUCCCAUCGCUCCUCGAUCGCCAGCUAAACUUUCCUUCCAGUUUCCCUCUAACGGCAGUAAUCAGAUCCACAUCCCGGCUCUCAGCGUCGACGGCCUCUCCACCCCCGUGGUCCUCUCCCCGGGGCCCCAGAAGCCCUGAACUCCCCGCCCGCCUGAAGCAGCUCUUCACCGGGCACAACCUCGCCCAACGAUCUCCUCAACUCCUGGAGGGUCGGAGGAAAAGCCGGAUCUGCACUGACUCUGAAAUGCAUCACUAAAAACCCGACGCCAUGAGAUGUUUAAGCUGCAUCGGCUGACUCUUACUGGUAGGUGUGAUGGUUUAUGUGGGCCUUUCACUGGUGGACGCGUUCACAGCCGAGGAACAGUCAGACCCUCCGCUGAUUCUUACACUUUCUAACAGGUGGGAAUCUGCGCUUUGUGCUCGUUCCACCUUCCUGUUUCUUUCAUAGCUUUGUACUCAAACACUAUGACAGCGGGGUUUCGAGAGAACCAGAUGCUUCUCUCGACUUGAACUCAUCACAAGAAGCCGACACGAGGACAUAAACGGCAUCUAAAGGCCACGAGAAGGCGGAGGGAUGUUUUUCUCUUUUUCUACUGGUGUUUUUUAACCUGCCGUUGGACUUCUUUCUAUAAUAUUGUGAGGUCUUUACCUUACGAUGUAAAAGUGCUCUGACGUGACUGUUGUGAAAUAAAACAGCUUAACCUUGAAGAUGGCUUUUAUAGCCAGUCUGCUUACUGAAAACUGACAGCAAACAAAUGUCUGUUUUCAAACGGUUUCUUCAGUGUGUGACGGAGGGGAAACCGGAGAAAAGCUGGAGUUGUCUCUUAUUUGAGUUUUUACUAAACAGAAGAUUUGACUUGACGUUUUCUGGGAGUAACUGAUCGCAGACUGGAAGGAGGGUCUCACGAACGUUCACAUGGAUGUGUGUAAAAGGAUCUGCAGUUCCUCAUAAUCUCACGUUUUUUCUGAUGGGAUCUUUUUUUUUAAACUCGAGGUUAUUUAUUUCUGUCUUGUUUUCAAUGCACCUUUCUCUGCAGAUUCCUUAAAGGUUCUUGACUGUUUUUAAAACAGUCUCAUCUUUUUUUUCCCACAUUUUUUAAGCUACCAGGUGACCCUCUCCCAGUUGGAAUUUAAUUUCAGCACCAACACUGACAUUUUAUAAACUCACCUUCUGCUGGAUUUCUUCAGAAAUGACUUUCAGAGCCAUUUAAGGGUUGUUGCUUUGCUCUUACUGGCCGAUUUUAAAGGUCACGCCUUUCUCCGGUUCUGCAUGGCCUGUUUUUCUUUUUGGUUCUUUGUUUUUUGUUUUGUUUUUAGUGGACUCCUCAGCAGCAUUUCGAACUGACCAAUCACAAAGGAUGAAGAUGACGGUGGACCUGAGGUUUUUCAAAGCCAAGUUCUUUCUCUAUAAAUGUGUCUAAAUGUGACAGAUUGUAUAUUUUCUCACAGAGUUUAAUGUCCAAACUGAACUGAAGUGUCUGUCAGACUUGAUUUAAAGGUUUUACCGAGGACAGAGUCACAUUCCUUUGGUUUUAAAACAGUGAUAGAUGAGUUUGCGUUACUUAUUAACAACUGCUUAUUGUUUGAAUCUCAGCAGUCAUUCCAGAGGUUUUAUUUGAGCACCUUUGAAAAAUAAAUGUUUUGUUCCCAAAAGCCUUGGAACAAAUCUGCAGUGAUGUUGCCACAAGUUGAAAGAGUCACAUUUAUUCUCCUUUCAUUGAGAUUGCAGGACAUCUUUUAAUAUAUUGAAAGCUUUUUCUGUGCAAAAAACAACAACAAAGGACCCAGCUUAAUGACACUCUGUCAUACCGGUGCUCAUGAUUGAAACAUUUCAAAUAAUUUGAUCAAUUUGUGUUUAAUAAAGCACCAAAAAACAUGAAAAAAAUAAAUUCUCCAACAUCCUGGAGUCCAAGUUUACGUCCUCAUUUUGUACAAACAUCAGCACAACAUUUCAAAAUUAAAAAGGCAUUAGAAAAGCAUCAGAUGGUCUCUAGCGUGAACCUUGGAAAAAGAUGACUAAGAAAAUGUUUUUUUUUCAUUUAUGGCUUAAACGUAUUUAAUUGAAUCUCGGAAGACGUCCUUGAUGGCAGGGGCGGAUUUAUCUGUUUAUCUGUGUGUGAAAAAAUAUUUUAGUUCUCUGAAAUUUAAAUAAAAACUAAACUUUCAGAUAAAAUACAAAUACACAGGAAGUGGCUCUAACUUUAGUCUUUGUCAGUUUGGUCAAAUUUGCUCUCAGAGUUGAACUUAAACUCCUCAAGGUCAUAAAUAAUCUGACCAUCAAAUCUCGACGACCUCGUAGUACCGUGUAAUCCCAUCACAACACCUCACUCGCAGACUGCUGGCUUACUUCUGUUUACUGAGUUUCUAAAAGUUAGAACGAGAGGCAGAGCCUUCGGUGUUCAGGCUAAUCUCGACUUUUAGACUCUGGUAGCUUUGCUGCUGUAGGCUCAGGCUGCUGGAGGACUUCCCAUGAUGCACUGAGAGUUACUUCUCCACUCCCAUCUUUUCACUCCCUGCUGCAGAUUGCAACGUUUUCUUUCUUGUUUCUCGGGUGUUGUAUACGUCUGCCCCUCCCUGCCUGGUGCUUCUGGAGAUCUUUUCAUGUUUAAAAAAAGGAAAAAAAAGAAGAAGUUCUUUCUCCCCACUGUUGCCAAGUGUUGCUCACAGGGGAUCAGCUGAUUGUGGGGGUUUUCUCUUCAACCCCGUAGACUCUUUUUGAUUUAAUGCCAAUUAAAUAAAAUAAAAUAAAUUUGAAUGAAAAAGGAAGAAAUGAAACCUUUAAAAACUAACACUAAACACUUUCAUUGAUUAAAAACUAAACUCAAACAAACUAAAAUUGAGCUGAAACCUGAUUAACCAAAAAACAGAACUGUGUUAAAUGUUGUCCCGUCAGUUCUUACAGUUGGAUUUGAGAUUAUUUAAAGAUGAACAUCCUCUAAUCUUCAGGGCACCGCAGUGAUUUUUAUCCACUUAAGAACUUUAAAAGAUCAAAACUCUGUGGAACAAAGUAUCAGAUAAUCCCAGUUUUAAACAUUUUUUAAAUCCUUGCUGGUAAAGUUUGAUAAUUUUAGGUUGUGAGACAUGCGUUUGUAUGUUUUGUUCUCUCAGCGUCGGCUAUGAAGCAUAUGAGUUUACUGUACAUGAUUUACAAAAAGCUAGGAGGCUUCAUGCAUUAGAACAAUGAUUAGUUGGAUUUUGUGCAGUUUUUAGUUUCGUUUACAGACCUUUUCCACUAAUACCCGCUCGGCUCGGUUUCCAGGGUUUUCCAUUAGGUGGUAGUACCUGGUACCUGCUCCAUUGGGGUUCUGAAUGGUCCUAAAAUGUGACUGCAUGCCAACAGACAGCAUGCUGCAGGUGGGCCAGUCAGUGGCAUCACUCGAUGUGUCAUGAAAGCAAGUCCUUCACGAAAUUCCAAACUGACAAAUGCGGCAGUGAGGGAAAGUGGCUCCACACAAACCAACACCCUGGUCCGGUGAUGAGGUGCAGACACUUGGCAUCGGUUUGGCAGCAGGUAUACCAACGCUUCGAUAUUCUCCACUGUUGUGUUGUGGCGCAUACGAAUGACAUCACAGGAAUUUUGGCCGUGUUGCUACAACGACCCCAAAAACACUGAUGCGGUUCUAUUAUAAUGGAAAAUGACUGAAACAGAGUAGAGUCGAGCCGAGCAGAUCAGACUGGAUACUUGGUUCUCUCAGAUGACCUGGAGUUUCGCUUGAUUUACACGAACAUGUGAUUUUUAAAGCAUGUUUGACGUGAACUUGUGGCGACAUCAAAAACCUGCAGAGACCAAAAAAAAGAUAUUUUGUUUGUUUGUUUUCCUCAAAAAUUGUAGACAGACACUGACUCAUGUUCCUCUAAAAAAAAAAAAAAAAAAAAAAAAAAAAAGAAAACAGACUGUUGAUGUUGUUGUUGUACAUGUUAUUUCUAAUGCUAGCUGUGGUUGCCAUGGUAACCUGACCCGACUGUUGCCGCCCUGCAGGUUGCUGUUGUCAUUGCUGUUGUUAUCGUUGUUGCUGCUGGAGCUGUUAACGUGUUUCUAUGCUUCUGUGUGUGACGCCGAGGCUGCAGACACACACACACACACACACACACACUGCAGUCUUUGUGAGGAUUCAUUGGAGGCGUUGGUCUGUCCAACUCAAGCUUUGCUCAGUUACUCGCUGUGAUGUUGCUACUGCUGGCACAUCUUGCGCUCUGGCUCGUUGCGCACUUACACGUCUUUAUCACAUAAAUAAGAUCAUCUGCCACGUUUGCAUCAAGGGUGAGGAGAGCAUAGAUACCCAGAAGGUGCAGAACAUGCUCCAAGAAAACAAAGGUUAAAGAAAACUUGUGUUCAUAUUUGAAUUACACCUUUCUCCAAAUUCAUAACAUUGCGUUUCAGUAUUUCAGUGACAUUUCUGUUAGGAUUACAGUUUAGGGUGCACUGCUGUGCUGUGCCGACCACACCACAAAUUACUGCAGCAUCACUGCUGUGCUUUUUACCAGCAACAUGGUGUCAUUACCGAAUCUGUAACUACCUGUUUCUACUUGAAAAGUAUGAUGGGGGAAAGAAAAAUACUGCACUAACAGUCAUCCAUGCACAGUCAUCCAUAUUUCUUCUGUACAAUACUACGCUUUGGGUCGCAGACCUGACUGGUUCAGAAAAAGGCAAGAAAGCGGAAGUGGCUUUGCUCCAACAGUGUUUAAAGUUCAACAGACAAGUUGGAGAUAUUUAGGCAGGUGUCGACGCGCAGCAGGAACUGCACUUUUCUGCACUUCCACUAAUGGCCAAAGUGAGUCAGUCGCUAUUGACUCUCAUGUUCAAAUGUCCAACUUCUUUGCAUCCUACACAAUAUUAUUGUGAAAAAUGUAAUUUGGUUUGAUUUGACAGAUGUUCCCCUCUGCUAAUUCAAGUCGUAGAACUGGACCUGUCUUGUGUGUGCUGUUCCGUGGCACUUUUUGGAAUAUUUUUAAUGGAAAAAUGUGUCUUUGUUUACAGUCAAAUGUAAUGGCAGCAAGUAUCAAGUAAUCUAAGCUUUAAGGUUCAAGGUUGGUUGAGCUGAGAGCAGUGCAGCGUCUGCAGCGAGGUUCAGGCUGAGGACAGGGGGCGCUCUGGAUUUGGACAGAUGCUUCAUAGAUGAGAGGAAAAGCCCGACUACCCAACCUUUCAAAGGUGGGUCCUCACAAGGUUGACCCUCUAUUUGAUUCCCACAAAGAUAGCUGUGCAAACACACACACACACACACACACACACAGCUGGAGCGUCAGGGACUGAGUGAAGCUCGUAUUCAGUGUUUCCACCUUCACUGAGGUUAUUCUGCAACUCGUUAAAUACCUGAAACAUCCUGAAAAAACAAAAUCUUUCAAACCGUUUACCACUUAAUUUUCUUUUACAAUGUGAAGUUUAAAAAGGAACAAAAAUCUGAUUCAAGAUCGGUUCUAAUUUUCUCUACCUGAUCCAAGCUGGAACCAUCAUCAUCAGCUCCUCUGAAUUCAGCCUCAGAUCGGUCCCUGACAGCGGGAUUUCCCAGCCUUUGCGGCGACGUAAACGCAGCACCAAGCCAUCGUGUUCGACUGUUCUCUCUUUACAGCAUGACUCUAUUUUUCUAUCAGAGAUGACGUGUUUAUAUUGCGUAUAAGAUUUAAAGAGCGACGAAGCCUUAAAGAUUUCAGCUGCAGCAGAAGAAAGAUGCAUCCUCAUUUAAAAAAAAAAAAAAGAUACUCCCUGUUGUGUAUCUUUUAGAGCAUGACGAUGAAAAAUAAGCCAUUUAUCGAGAAAAGCUGAACUUUGUGUAUCGAGUUUUGGACGCAGGGUUUGAGUCCGACAUGUUUAACUUCAAGCUAACCUUUCUCUCACCAGCAGAACAUGACGAAUGUCUUUAUAUCGAUUAGAAACUGCUUUGCAUUCUGGGUAAUGUUGUUUUUGAAACUCAUCACCGUCUGAGUGAACUUGACGAAGGGUCUGCUUUGCAAACGCUGCCUGUAUGCAGAUGAAAGAUGCUUGCAAAAUGACAUUUGAGGAAAUACUUCACCUGCAGGCCUUUAAGUCUUAAAGCGAUAUUUUCAGACGUCUUUAAUUCACAGAAGUCUUAAACUGUCUCUCUCAAAUGUGAAUCACUGAAAGUGAAGCCACGUUAUGGAAGAGGCAAAGCAAACCCCUGCCUCCAGUUACAUAAGGCAUCUUUUCACUGUAGGGGCAAAGUGUUGUAAAGGUAUCUGCCUUAACAAAGUUAUUGGGCGCUUUCUCCGAGUCAGAAUUGAAGCCGCUCAACGGUACCUACAGAAAGGGUUUCUGCAUAGUUAGUUCCUGAGAUCUGAACAUAUGAAAGUUGAAAGCUAAAAAAAAAACUGGUUCCUGCAGUGAUAGGCGGUCUGUGGACAUGUACUCAGUAUUUGGUGAUGAGUUUCACUUCAUAAACAUCAUCAGUUAUAUUUUCUGCUCUGGUUUCAUGACACUUAUAAAGGAAGGCGUUCCUUAAAUCCAGUGAGGAAAAUCUGUUGUUCCUGAGCUUUCUGUCUGUUCACUUGAGGCCUGGAGUUUUCUCAGUGAUUUUCAUCUCAUAAACCAAAAGUUGUUUGGGUUUUUCACAGAUGUGACCAAAUGAAUCCUGAUGUAAUAUUUGACCUCCAAAGCCUGGACAGACUUUGCUGCCGGUCGUUCUGCAGCUGAGCGUACCGUCCAGCUGCACUUCAGAAACUGUUCGUGUGCAUACCAGCUCAGUGCAACUUAAUGAAUCUUUGUCUUAAUGUAACACUGUUUAGAAUUGUAGUAACUUUGAUAUGGUAAUACAUCUAAUAUAGGACUUGUUCAAUGACGAAACGUAACAUGAAAAAUGAAUAAAUAUUCACACCUCUUUUAAGAGAGACAUUUCUUUUUAUAACUAAUAUUUACAAUCUGCUUCCUGUUAUCAUAUGUAUGUAUCUGCUUUACUUUUUAAUAGUUUAAAUAUGAAAUAGGUCAUUCAUGCUGGGAAGUACGAGCAGCUGCUUGUUAUAAUGACAAAGAUGGAAUAAAACUUAAAACAAAGAUGUAAAACGAGAAAUUAAAUGAUGGCGGUUCUUGUUUUCACCGAGCUCCGUUACAGGAAAGAGUUGCCUCCUUAUGUCAAAGGUUUGUUGAAAAUAAAUUGGGAAAAUAACUAGAAUUUAAGCUUAAACUCUUUCUUGCCAGGAAAGUUUAUCAUUAUGCAAAAAUUUAAAUUUUUAAAUGCUGUCAUUCAUAUAUAUAUAUAUUUUUUUUAAUUUGCUUUUUUUUUUUUGUUAGAUGUUAAUGGAUCUAACUAAAUGUAGUUUAAAAAUUAUAUACUUAUUUGUGCCCACCCAGAGUAUUGUAUUGUAAUAAUAAAAGUUUUAACAGCAAAAUGUAACAUGAAAAAUGAAAGAAGGGACGUUACAUUAGUCUUUUUCUUGACAUUUGGUUAACAUUUGCGUGUUUGGAAAUCGUCUGUCGAGCGGUUUCAUCCUUUGGUUAUUGAGCCUUAAUUGUACAGUUUAAAUUGCUAGUUUUGCCCUCAAAACUAGCAAUUUAAACUUGGGGGAGAGAGCACUGACCCAUGAUCCUUUGCAGCAGGAUGACAGACAGAGAGCUCCGGAAGCCGAUGGCUGACGCGCCUCCUAAUUGUAAAGAGGUUUUCUGUCCACAGUUUGUGUGGAAAUCUUCACUGUAUAUAGAUGCGAAAUAUAAUCUGAACAUAUGAAUAUGCUAUACAUUCUGUACCAUGUGACAGGCCUAACCAAUGGGCUGGGGGUUGUUAAUGACGUGUUGUUCCUGUGGUCUGUCAUUGCUGUCAGAUCCUGCGUGGCCCCUCCCCUCCUCGGCUGUGAUUGGCCAUGGAGUUUAUUGAUGUAAAGGGGCGGGGCUGCUUUUAUUUUUCUGAGAUAGAGUUCUACAUGUUUAACAUGUUAUUUACUGGAACCAUUUAAAAGAAAAGCUAUUUUUUAUGGACAUGAUUUUAGUUUUUGUUGGUGUACCAUGUUAUGCUGAUGAUUCCUCUUGUUUUCUACAAACACACAUGCACACACACUGGGAGGACGGUAAUAAAACUAUUUUGUCCUGUA
This is a messenger RNA of Oreochromis niloticus (Nile tilapia), 10708 nucleotides long. RefSeq names its product ETS transcription factor ELK1 (gene elk1). The transcript is spliced from 11 exons. Gene Ontology annotation, molecular function: DNA-binding transcription factor activity, RNA polymerase II-specific; sequence-specific DNA binding. Gene Ontology annotation, cellular component: nucleus. The record is from RefSeq and is a predicted model, not a curated record. Gene Ontology annotation, biological process: regulation of transcription by RNA polymerase II; cell differentiation. NCBI's taxonomy places the organism in Eukaryota, Metazoa, Chordata, Actinopteri, Cichliformes, Cichlidae. The coding region runs from base 1058 to 2809 and encodes 583 amino acids.